AAAGAUUUAGACUGAGCUUUGUUGGUGUCAGCUGACUGCUUAAAAAUCAAAAAAGUAUAGUGUUUACCAUCUAGGUUAGCGGGUAACAUAGUCGGCAUUUCUCAACAUUUUUAUUGUUAUUAAUGUAAGUUAGUACAAGCAAAAAUGUAUAAAGAACUUUCAAAUGUUGAAGAACAUAUCAGUAAAUCUCCAAAGGAUACUUUGACACCCUAUAAAAUAGCUGUAAUUCUGUUAAUAAAAUGUUAUUGUUCUACAAACAUCAAAACUAUUCGCGAACGUCGUGACUUUUGUGUCAUCAUUUUAAAAUUGAUUCAGACACCAGACAUGGAAAUGGAUACACUGUUGACUGAACUUCAUUCACCAAAUCAUAUUCUUCAAUGUUUUGCUAAAGAAUUAGAAUCAGAAUGUUCACACAUGUGUAACACUGGAAUUGAAGGACUGUCAGAACUAUUUGAUGUUUUAACUAGAUUCAUGAAAUCAUCAAUGGAUCAUUCCCUCUCUUCUCAUUUACUUUGCAGGAAUUCAGUAUUAGGACUUUAUGUCCGAAGAAUUAUUGUAUUUUUUGAACAAUUAUCUUUUUCUGAUGUAGCUCAACUUUACGAUGCAUUUGUCAGAAAUUUCAACCGAAGUGCUGUGGUUGUCGCAAACUGGAAAAGUGAUAAAAUUACAGGAAACAUCGUAAAGAGAAAUAAAAACAAUACAUGGGAUGGACGACGAGCUGAAUUGUUAGUUGCUCAACAAGCUCACAUCUUACAGACUAAUGAAUACAAAGCGAUGCUACCAUCAAAAUUGCAAACUCUUGUUCGAGAACUUUUAAAUUAUAAUUCAUAUUAUGCAGAAGUAGUAAGUACAAAGAUUUGUAAUAUAUUACCAACACUAAAAAAAAAUUAA
Cotesia glomerata is the source of this 891-nucleotide messenger RNA. Its product is annotated as anaphase-promoting complex subunit 5-like. The record is from RefSeq and is a predicted model, not a curated record. The transcript has 4 exons. NCBI's taxonomy places the organism in Eukaryota, Metazoa, Arthropoda, Insecta, Hymenoptera, Braconidae. The coding region runs from base 145 to 891 and encodes 248 amino acids. Gene Ontology annotation, cellular component: anaphase-promoting complex. Gene Ontology annotation, biological process: protein K11-linked ubiquitination; positive regulation of mitotic metaphase/anaphase transition; anaphase-promoting complex-dependent catabolic process.